CGUGCGGCUGCUGUGCGUUUGUCUCCAAGCCUCGCACGUGACGGCUCAUCAGCGGCUGCGUAUGCAAUCCUGCACAGCUGCGACGUAUAAAAGAGGAUCUUGAUCUUGAACCGCAGCUCUUUUGGUCCUGAACGCGCGCGCGGGCGCGACCAUGAUACAGAGUGAAACUUGAAAUCGUUUGGUGUGGAAUUCGUCUGGUACUUGUGGUGUCAGUUUCGGUCUGGGUUUUGCUUACGGCAACAACAAGCAAAAUGAGAAACCCUCAGAGCGAGAAGAUCUUGGACGACCAGGAGUGCUUCGAGAUAGUGCGCAAAAAGCUCAGCCAAGAGUCGAUGGAACAUUACAAGCUGGUCAGCUACGAGGUGGUACCACUGUCCUCGUGCAGCGGCUUCAUGGGCCAGUACUUCAAGUUGAAGGCGACGGUGGCCUCGCCGCUGGACACCCGCAAAAUCGAAUUCUUCACGAAGCUUCCUCCGAGCAGCGACAGUCCCCAGCACGAUUUCAACAUCGAGAUGGGCAGCUUCCGCAAGGAAGUCGAUCUCUACACCAUCGUCUUCCCCGAAGUGCUGUCCGGUCUCGACAAGAGGUGCAUACCAGAGUGUUUCCUGGGCCUGGACGACGCGGUGAUUGUGCUGGAGGACAUGGCGAACAGUGGCUUCGUUAUGACCGACAAAUACGUGCCUUUCGACUACGAGCACUGCGCCGUGAUGAUGAGGACCCUCGGCAAGUUCCACGCCAAGAGCAUGAUAUUCGAAGAGCUGGCCAAGAAGAGCCUGCACGACGAGUUCUCGCACUGCAUGCACGAGACACUGUGGCCGCUCAAAGGGCAACGCGCAACCAAGAUGUUUGCCGCAGCCGUCAAGGGCUCGAUCUCGAUGGUAGACCUGCUGACCGAGUUGAGCGAGGAGCAAAAGCAGACUUACAAGGAAAAGAUCGCGAACUUGUCAGUUAAUCACACGAACAAACUGCUGCCCUCGAGUAAAUACAGAAACGUGCUCUGCCACGGUGAUCUCUGGGCGAAUAACAUCCUUUUCAAGUACAACUCUGAAGGGAAACCCGUAUCUUGCUGCCUCAUCGACUUCCAGCUUGCCAGGUACAACCCACCGGUGCACGACAUAAUGUGCUUCCUGCAGUUCUCGACGACGCGUCAGUUGCGCGCGGAUCACCUGGACGACUUGCUGCGCAUCUACCACGAGAGCGUGACUGAGUCGUUGGCUGAGUCUUCGCUAGACGCCCAGAAAGUCUUCCCUUGGGAGGAGCUGGGGGCUUCGGCAGCGGAGCUGCGCACGAUGUGCAUGGUGCACGGUAUCCUCAACGUGCCGAUCAUGCUGCUCGACGAGGCUGCCGUGAGCAAGUACUUUGUGCUCGAGCCUCAGCGGCUCGAGGAGUUGCUCUAUGUUGACAGGACGCCGCUUGUCUGUGGACAGUACGAAGAGGUGCCGGCGUAUAGGGAGCGCAUGCGAGACGCCUUUCUCGAACUUCAUGAUCGUGUGUGCGCCUAGAUGCUGGAGGUGACGAUCGAUUUUCUUUUUUCGAACUAUGAUUGAGAUACGAAAAAAAGAGAUCAGGAGUGAUUACUUAUAGAAUUCCUUUUUUACUAGUGCUGUUGUCGAUUGACAAUUAAAAAUAAAAAUACUGUGUGAUUGUUACUGUACUAGGAAAAUGGAAACGUUUAAGAAAAAUAGUUUGAAAAACCUGUAAAAAAGUAAUAAAGUGAAUAAGAAAUCAUAAGAACUAUAAUUUUCUAGGAAUAAACCUUGAUUUUAGAAAUCGGUGAUCGGUUCAGUAUAAAACAAAACGCUGAGAAAUUUCAAUUUAUUUUUUUACGUAAAACUCGUACUUAUCACUUUAAUGUAGAUUCAAUUACACAAUAGGGAUCACAUUAGACAUUGUCGUGGGGUGGCGGGGGAGAGGAUCUCUCGACGGUGUGUGGACGAACCUUACGGUUUCGUUCUGUUCACAGGCUAUCUCGUCAUUUCCCCAAAGGGAGAACAGUUUCGUGUAAUAUAUGUUGUGUUGGUAUGUCUGUAUAUUCGGUGGAGUUCAUAUUUCUAUAGAGUUCCUUCAUUCUUAUACUCGUAUGUAUAAAAAAACGUCUUUGAAAGUUUAUUUGUGUUGUCGUGUCCAUUGUGUUUUAUGCAUGUGUAUAUAAGUGUAAAAACACGGAUUAAACGGGAAUUAUGGCAUUAUUCGUAUUCUCUUUGUUUUCACUUUUUCUCUUUAUGUAUAUAAUUAUUUAUAUCAUCAAUUAUAAUGAAUAUAGUUAUGUACAAUAUUGAAUCUCAUUCUUUAACAAUAACAUCAACAACAUGAUUAAACAACGUUCCUCAUUGGUACACAAAUUGUAAAUGUACAGAUAAAAAAGCAUUAGAUGAGGUUCAAUGAGGCAUUAAAGGUGGCGUACGCUCUGCGCGCCUAUUUUCUUUAUAAUUCUUUGCGUAUUACAUUUUCCUUGUUUGUUUUUGUUCAUUCAUUAUGUUCCGUUCUGUAUUUUUUCGCGUUACUUGCAUUUCGUUUACUAUUUCAGAUUUGUCUUUCACCACACAGAGCAUUAUAAUCCGAUCGUAUCUGCUUAAUGACAUAACGUUGUCUUCAAUUCAGUAAGGUAAUUUUUCUCUUAUUUUGCUUGCUUCAUUUCAGCUCAUCAAUUUUGCUAUACAAUCAUUCAAUUUCACGGUUUCGUUUACAUUGCAUUUUGAAAUUCCUCACUCUGUUAUAAUAUAAUGUUCCGCAGUAUUUUUUUUUUGUUUUGUUUGCAACGUUUUCUUCUUUCGCCUUACUUUUAAUAUUACAUACGUUCCACAUACAUGCAAAAUGUGCACCACGGUAGAGAUAUCCACGUAGUGUGCACGAGAAUUGAAUGGUAUAAGGAUGAAUGAAUCGAUUCAAUUUGGUGCAUGAUUUAAUUAUUUAAAGAGAGUGCGCGAGUAACCCGCACCUCGCAGAUACCGACGAUCCCUUUUCCCUUAUCAUAUUCUUCUAAUAGUUUUAAAAAAGGAACUCAAUUGAUUAUUAUCAUAAUCUUUGAGUGUGCGAAAAUUUUCUGCGUAUAAAUGAAAUCGAUUGAGUAUAUAGCUAUAAAUCUGCAUACAUCCAAUGCGUUUCUAUUCUAAUUGAUAUAAAGUCUCUGAUUCACAGUGAUAGCAAAUAAUAACUUAACAGCAGUAGACAUAGACUACACGACACAGUAAAAGUAGAACAAGCUAUAACUAUAUAAAUGAGUAUUUGUCAAAUUUAACGAAAAUAGCCAUUGUGGCUGUUAUGAGUGUAUAAAACAAUUAAUCUUAACAAUUGAUUAAAAUUGCAUGUUUAGACAAAUAUUUACUAUUUCAUGCCAUGUAUUUAACAAAAGAAAACUCUGAAAUUUGCCAUUUACACAUCAAUAAAUUAACAAAAUGUAAUAGUCCAAUAAGCUAUACUAUUAUUAUACAUCCGUACGGCACUAAGUACUUUUUUUAUUUGUUACAUAUUUUUUUUUACAUUUCUUGCUCACACAUCACUUGAAAAAUUCGCACACUCCUGAAAGAAUAUUACAAACGAAUAAAAAAAUAAAACGCAUAGUAAUCGCAAUCAAACGCGUACAUAAAUAAGGAGUCACAAAAGGGGCACGGGUGAAGUAUGUAAAGCCCUAGAGGAUCGUCGGACGAUUCGGCGAGGCGAAAACACGAUCUUUUCUAAUAAACUACACAAGGCUUUCACGAAUUAAUGAACGACUUGCACGAAUCUAAUGCACGAAUUUGUAUUUUUUUCUUAAUUCACCGGGGCGAGCGAGGUCGGGAUUUCGGAGCGUUUUGCCAUGUUUUUUUUAUAGUUUUAUUUUUAUACAGCCUUGGAAGAGGAGAGAGCAAUAAAGGAAUCUAUUCGGUUACCUCUUUCAACGAUGUGCGCGACGCGUUCUUUUUAAAUUUAUAUAUCUAUAUAUAUCUAAGGUUUACUUUGCCGGUUGCGAAAGCUCGACAGUUUACGCGCGCUUUUGCUACGAAUUACGAUCGAGUUUGCAAAAAACUUCUUAUUUAUUCAAUUUUUUUUUUAUUAUAACGUUUUACGUACACAUUUAAGUCAGCAGUCUUUAGUUCCCCGAUGGCUGCUCGGCGAAUGGAUUUAUAUUAUAUAUAUAUAUUCUUCUCGUCUCUAGGCAUUCUUUGAUAAGACAAUUUACUUUUGAUGAUCGAGAAGCGUUCAAAAUACCUUUACGGCCACUCAACCUACGUAAAAUCAUUUGCGAUGAAGAAAAUAAAAUACCGAUUAGUAGGUUUAACGUGAAUAAAAUAGAAAAAUUCAAUAAGUAAAAGAGCUUUUAGCUUUGAGCAGGUAUUUUAACAGCUUCUCAUCAUAAAAAGAAACGUUAUCGGUUCACGAAAGCCUCGAACUAUUCAAAGUUUAAUCGUACGUCUAUAAGACAAAAUUUACAGAAAUCACGUAGAUCGAGACACGUCGAGGAACACGCAGAAAAUGACGAGGCGGGUGAGAAGGAUUCAUGAAGGAAUUUCGCGGCCGACUAAUAGUUUACAUAAAAGCUUAUACUUAGAUUAAAAAAACACGCCAGAAAGUGAAAAGAAAGUGAAAUAAUCUGACAGAAAAUCGAAUGCAUUAAAAGGAGAGCCGUGACAUCAGUAACUAGAAAACUGAUACAACGCGACCGCGAAAAAAAUUCCUUGGGUUAACCACGCACCUUGUCAAUCCAGAGACAGAGACGGAGAUAUGAAAUAUAGAGAACGAGAGCUAGAUCGAAGUGUUGUGUAUAGAUAGUUAUAUGAAACUCGACCGACCGCGGGAUGAUUAUCGUUUUAUUUCCGCUGCGCGCCGGACCUCCUCGCCGCGAUGUCUUAGCCAUGUGUACAAUGUCUGUAUAUCUGUUUUCGAGUAAGUGUUUGUGUGAAUGUAUUUAUGUAUACGUGUGUACAUGUAAAGGUAUAUAAUUUUUAUAUACGUUAAAUAACACGAACUGCGGUGGCAGUGAACAGUGCACGUGGAUAUUGCAACAGCAGCAACAGCAGCAUCAGCGGUUUUUAAUUCUUAAUACACCUUUUGCUUUUUAAUUUUUUUUUUAAUGCAUGUAACGAACACGGCAGCCUCUACCACAGCUAGUAUUUCUCUUUUUCCUUCGCUGAUUUAUUUUAUUUUUUUUUUUCGUUUCAUUGAACUUUGAAUUUACUGUGUUUUUCAUUGGCCUUUGCCCUUCGCACGAUGAAUUCGCGCGCCAACUAUUCUUUCUAUACAUCUAUGUUAUUCGUGUUCUUACGCCCGCGUGAGAGUGAACGUAUCUGCCUUGGAGGAAUGAAAAGAAACCAUUGGAUUGCGCACGAAUAUUAACGAAUGAUCGUGAUCACGAGAACAUAAAAUUCUGGCGUUUAUCAUUUGUAAAUACUCAUUAUUAGCUUUUUUCUUUUUCUCAACAGCACAUUUUUACAAAUAAUUGCUUACUUACAAAUAUUUCCUGACAGUCAUUAUUAUCUAUUUACAUCGAUUUUAUUCACGAAUUAUCAAUUACUUAUGUUCGUAUAAUCUUUCUGAAAAAGACUCAAAGAUUCGUACGUUUAAUAUAUUACAUAGAUUAACAUAAAUAAAAUAAAAAAGGCGAGUAUCUAAUUAAGUAAUAUCAACAAGGUAUAUUGAUACUUAUCACCCUCUAUGUUGAAAAUUUAGCAUUAAAAAAAAGCAAUGAAAUCCGAAUCGUUUAACAGCACAAUUAUUUAUAGCUAUUUAUAUAUAGAUUUUCAACUCGUUACUCACUACUAUAAAUAAAUAGUGCAACAAACAACAACAUUCUCUAAUACUCAGAUUAUAUUCAUUCAUCGAGAGCCACAGUUGUUUACUUUAUAAAGCGUUUGAAGCACCAAAGAAAACAUACUUUGAUUUUCAAUGAUUUUCUUUUCACCUCCUACGUAUAAGGCAGAUGACGUCUGACUAUGCCGCACUUGAACCACUUAAUUUUACAUAACAUUCUUGAGUUAUGAAUGUACGUUUAUCGCUUCGUCGCUGCAGUUGUCGCGCGCAAAAGUAGAAACGGGCGUUCCAUGUUGCAACGAAACAGAUAUUUUAAUAUAAAACACUUUUAAUAGAGUAAUCACCAUUUCCAUGUCUCUUAAUCGCGUUAAUCUUAAAAAAAAAUUUAAUCCUAAUAGGAAAAAUUAAUACUCUGUUUCGGUGCAACGCAAGACGACCGCAUCUGUUUCGCAUAGAUUACGCGCCGCCGGUUAUUACAAAUAGACCUCGCAUGUAUUUAAUAUCAUUUUUUUUUAAGUUUUUGUUUUUUUUGUCUUGGCUAAACUCCACUUCGUGUCUUUCUCAUACAUGACUUAAUAGUUAGAGAUAUAUGCAUAAUGUAUCGUCGCAUAUUAUAAUGAACGUCCGUAUAUAUACACACGUGAGUUUCACAAAAAUAUAUAAAAGAGAGAGUGUCUAUGUAUACACAUAUAUGUGUGUGUGUAUAUAUAUAUAUAUAUAUAUAUAUAUAUACACACGAUGUGUGUGCAUAUAUAUCUAUGCCGCAAAUAUACCGAUAUACAACCGAUUUUUUCUUUUAUACGCAAAAUCGUGUGGAAAAGGGUGUCUUUGCCUUAUCAUUACGUUUCAUUUUUCCUCUUAUUUAUAAUAAUCAUCUGUAUGUAUAAUAUGUAUAUAGAACCUGUACAAAGUGCUUGAUUGAGAGUCUUCAUUUAGUCCUAGACAAGACACACGAGGUAAAGAUUUUCCCUAUUUUUAUCUCUGUUUACCUUUUUCGUCGCGUAAACGGUUUGCAGUUUCGCACGAUCGUCGCACGGGACGCGAUGUGCAAUCGCUAUGUAUCCCCGACGACGUGCGAUCUCACCUCUACGCGUCUAUAUUUAUUUUAUUUUAUCUCUGUUUUUUCUCCCUUUACCCCAUUUGAAAGUCUUGCGUUUCUUUACUCUCGUUUGUCGCGCGCUUUACGUAUAUAUUUUGUUAAUUUGUCUGUAUUUUUUUGUUCCGAACGAAAAAAAAGUAUAAUUAUAUCUAUAUCCUUCUCGCAUACUCCUCAUCGCUACGCAUGGGUAUCGCGUACCAUAGGGUAUGCAUCGUGAUGGCUCGAGGGGGCAAAGAGUGUCCUCGACGCCCUUAUCGUCAGCCGGAGUUUCCUCGCUUCUACAUCGUCGAUUUUUAUAUUAUUUUAUUUUAUCUCUCUUCUCGCUUUGGGCUCAUGUUUUAUUGAGGUCUGAGAAACGCCAUCGUCGCGUGUUAUCUCCGCGCGAGUGUCAAUUCCACGGCAUUACGUUAUACAUUUUUUUGUUGUGUCAGCGUGUACGUAUCGCGUAUGUGUAUAUUUGUGUCCGAAUGAAAGAAGUUAAGUGACGUGGCAGAGAAGUUCAAACUCCUUCGAUCAGAAAGUAAAGUGUUCCUUUCUAUGUCUUUCUUUCUUUCCGUUUCCUAGCUGUGCACUCGCAGCGGAGUAUUCGCGCGACAUCGUAGACGUUCCUCGCUCAUUUCACCGUUUUAUAUCUUAGUUUAUUUUAUUCAUUUAGUUAUUUGUUUAUUUUUUUUUUUGUUAUUCUUUAUCUUUAUUUUAUUUAGCUUUUCUCUCGCGUUUUAUAGUUGGCCUUUGGCGUGCAGCAGCGCGCGUUCGUCGCGCGCGCGUUUCGGCGCGCUCUCUACGCGUGCGCUUUUAUCCUUAUAUAUCAAUGUUUGUCUUAUCUAAAGAUGCACUUAUGUAUAGUAUUUAUAUUAUUUAUAUUUAUAUAACGAGUUGCGAUUCUGUUAGCGUCUCGGAAAGUCUCUGGAGCCCCAUAAGCCAAGCGCGUUCAGUGCUUAAUUAGCAUUGAAUAGCAUUAGAGAUAGUCGCUAGAGCUUAAAGCGUCGUCGCGAUUUCGUGUGUCUCGAAGAGCACAAGCGCCUCGGUAAAAAAUGUAUUAAACGAUUUAAGCAAAUAUUAGAUGUAUUAGUACACGACUCAUGCUAACGCGAAACCACCGAAAACACGUUCAUGGCUAGUUUUAGGCUAGCGGAUAUUAAUGCUUUGACGCUUCGGCGCUCGUAAUACACAGCGAUAUACUUAGAACCAGAAAGAUGCAAUUCUAAUGUCAUUAGAGUGUCUCCGAUUUGCGAGUUUACCGACAGAGAGCAACGGUUUGUGAAGAUCGCGUAAGCUACUCUACCGCGCCUCGUCUCACCGUUCUAGUUCAAUGUAAACGUUACUUCUAUUUAAGAUUUUAAAUUUAGUCCGGAAAUCAUUACACCGCAGCGUAUAUUCUGUGUAAAAUAUUUAUGUUACUUAUUACAAUUAUAUUAGAAACAGUAUUUUCUCAUCGUUAUUAUAAAGGUUAUCCUUAAUCCUUAAUAAGUCUCUCUUGCUAACUGUUAAUUAUACUCUGCGUUUAAACGUGUCUCUACGUCCAUUAUUAUUCUCUAAACGUUAUUCUUAAAAGUGUUCCAUACGUUACGAUGCAAAAAUGUUCUUUUUUUGGAUGCACGUAAAGAAUUUCGAAUGCAAGAAUGUAAUGCCUAUAGCUCGCUCGCGCGUUAGUGAUCCUUCAAGACACAUCGAGCUGUCGCAGCUGACUCGGUGCCGCCGGGAAAAAGCGCGUCAUCGCAUAUUAGCGGGCUCCGAAAUACUCCGAGACGCAAACACUCGCGCUUUCUUCUUCUUCUCCUGUACUUCGGCUUCGUCUUCUUCUCCAUCCUUUUCCACAGAGGCAGAAAGGAUGCAGUAUGCAUCGAUAGAUGCAUCGUUCGCCUUAUAUUUUAAGAUCAUGUGUGUAGCAGCCCUCGGACCGUGAUCGAUCGUGCCGUCACUCAUUUCAGCAGCAGCAGCGCAGCCUCCCCUUUUACAAGCACGCGUUUACUCCUCUCUCGCGCAUUUUGGCCCGUAUCCGCGUACUGCUCUCAUGUCGGAGACGCGUCAUCCUUUGUCCUCCCUCGCAUUGCGCUCUCUCCUCUGUUUCUCCACGUGUGCGUUCUGUCUUCGUCUUUCUAUCCCUGGCUCCGUUUGUCUUGCAGUCGUGUAUCGGUAUCUGUUAUCUCUCUGAUCUCUCGCCUCGAUAUAAACUUUGCAGUACACAUAUAUAAACGUGACGUCGAUAGAAAAAGAAAAAAAGACAAUGACACGCAAACGUAUAGAAACGUAUACAAUAUGCAGAAGAAAGAAUAUCAAACGAUGGUCGUAUACAUAAUCGCGUGCACACGAUUGAAAGGUCGACUAUUUCAUUGCGAUAUGCGUGCACGUAUAUCGUCUCUUAACGGUAAGUUUCAGCUGUUCCGCUUCUAUGGUAAGAAUAGCAGAAAAAUAAGUAUAACAAAAAAAAAAAAACGAAAUCCGGGUUAUUGAGCUACUC
Messenger RNA from Nasonia vitripennis (jewel wasp), 9287 nucleotides. RefSeq lists its product as uncharacterized. The record is from RefSeq and is a predicted model, not a curated record. NCBI's taxonomy places the organism in Eukaryota, Metazoa, Arthropoda, Insecta, Hymenoptera, Pteromalidae. The coding region runs from base 252 to 1502 and encodes 416 amino acids. The transcript has 4 exons.